Porites evermanni is the source of this 366-nucleotide messenger RNA. NCBI's taxonomy places the organism in Eukaryota, Metazoa, Cnidaria, Anthozoa, Scleractinia, Poritidae. The record is from the annotation of a GenBank genome assembly.
AUGGCAUGCUAUCUGCGUGACCUGGGACAACAAAAUGGCACCUAUCAGUUCUUCAAAGAUGGAGCGAUAGUAAAACAAGAGACAGACUUUAUGAAGGGCUACACCAGCAAGGCUGGGGGAUCUCUGGUUCUUGGACAAGAACAAGAUAAUGUCGGCGGCGGCUUCGCCAAAACGCAAAGCUUCCGAGCAACCAUGGAUAACGUUAAUGUGUGGUCCUAUGUCUUGCCGAAAAAAGCUAUCAUUGGUUUUUCUAAAUCUUGCUCCUUUGGAAUGGGGAACGUGUACAAAUGGUCCAAUUUCAAAUACGGUGUCAAAGGAAAAACCGCGGUUGAAAUGCCGUCUUCUUGUUCACCGAUCAACAAUUGA